Molecule: messenger RNA, 1311 nt
Organism: Pundamilia nyererei
Lineage: Eukaryota; Metazoa; Chordata; Actinopteri; Cichliformes; Cichlidae
Gene: tbxtb
Product: T-box transcription factor Tb
Exons: 8
Coding region: 1-1311 (436 amino acids)
Biological process (GO): heart morphogenesis; somitogenesis; cell fate specification
Cellular component (GO): chromatin; nucleus
Molecular function (GO): RNA polymerase II cis-regulatory region sequence-specific DNA binding; DNA-binding transcription factor activity, RNA polymerase II-specific
Source: RefSeq, a predicted model, not a curated record
AUGGCGACAGGCGCUGGCGAGUGUCCGAGCAAGGCCGUUCAGUACCGGGUAGAUCACCUCCUCAGUGCGGUGGAGAGUGAGCUGCAGGCCGGGAGCGAGAAGGGUGACCCCACGGAGAGGGAGCUGAAAGUGUCCUUGGAUGAGAGCGAGCUGUGGCAAAAGUUUAAAAACCUCACAAAUGAAAUGAUAGUUACAAAGAAUGGCAGGCGCAUGUUUCCGGUGCUGAAAGUGAGCGUGUCUGGACUGGACCCGAACGCCAUGUAUUCCUUUUUGCUGGAUUUCGCGUCUGCAGACAACCACAGGUGGAAAUACGUCAACGGAGAGUGGGUGCCUGGUGGAAAACCCGAACCUCAAACUCCCAGCUGUGUGUACAUCCACCCAGACUCCCCAAACUUCGGCGCGCACUGGAUGAAGGCUCCCGUCUCGUUUAGUAAAGUCAAACUCACAAAUAAGCUCAACGGAGGAGGUCAGAUCAUGUUAAAUUCUUUGCACAAGUAUGAGCCACGCAUUCAUAUAGUUCGGGUUGGAGGCCCACGGAGGAUGAUCACCAGCCACUCUUUCCCAGAGACACAGUUUAUUGCAGUAACGGCGUACCAAAAUGAAGAGAUAACUGCCCUGAAAAUAAAGUACAACCCUUUUGCCAAAGCCUUUCUAGACGCAAAGGAGAGGACUGAUAAUAAAGACAUACGAGAAGAUGCCAGUGAAAACCAGCAAUCUGGUUACUCUCAGUUGGGUAGCUGGUUUAUUCCAGGGGCAGCUCCUCUCUGCCCUUCAGCCAGUCCUCACAGCCAGUUUGGGAGUCCAAUCUCCCUCUCGCCAUCCCAUGGUUGCGAGCGCUACUCAACUCUGAGGAACCACCGCUCUGCCCCUUACUCCAGCCCGUAUACCCAUCGGACCAACUCACCCACCAGUUUCUCAGACAACUCUUCAACCUGUCUGUCGAUGCUUUCAAGCCAUGAUAACUGGUCCAGUCUUCAGAUGCCAACACACUCGAGCAUGAUUCCCAUGGCACAUAACUCCACCUCUGGUACCAGUUCUAGUCAGUACACCAGCCUGUGGUCUGUGAGCAACUCGUCACUCACUCCGGUGUCCCACAAUGGGGGGAUAAACAACUGUCUGAGCUCCCAGUUUCUUCGAGGUUCCAGCAGCCACUAUCCCACCCUGUCUCAUUCAGCAACAGUGCCCUCCUCUGGCUCUCCCAUGUACGACAACAGCACGGCCACAGAAGUGCAUGAUACGGCUCAGUAUGACCUCUCGCCACUUGGCCGACUGCCAUCCGCCUGGACCCCAGUUACGCCUCCGUCCCUGUAA